Molecule: messenger RNA, 3198 nt
Organism: Xenopus laevis (African clawed frog)
Lineage: Eukaryota; Metazoa; Chordata; Amphibia; Anura; Pipidae
Gene: il21r.L
Product: interleukin 21 receptor L homeolog
Exons: 9
Coding region: 608-2320 (570 amino acids)
Source: RefSeq, a predicted model, not a curated record
GACUGUAUCUGAUAGAGUUGCUGAGUCAAAUACAUCGUGAUAGCUGCUGAGCAACUCCUACUCCUUUUUCAAAUUCUAAUUAUAACAGAAUGAAAAUACCCAAUGAUUUACUUCUGUAACAGACUGCCUAAUAGAUCUUUUUUUCGGAAAAGUUUCAAAGAUAUCUGAGAUCUCUUGUUCAAUGUAUUGCUCACUGAUGAGACAUUUGUUUGUAUAUUUCUGACACACUGAAUAAGUGUUUAUCUCUGACCUUCCACUCAAAGCAAAGACGUAUUUCUGUGUAUGUGUGUGUGUGUGUGUCACCCACAUCUUUCCCAUGCUUUGCUGAAAGAUAACCUAUGAUGUAGAUUCACUAGUCAUGUCUGCCUCCCUGACCACAUCCUCCAGUGCAUGUCAUGUUCGCUGUAGACUAGGGAAGAUCACUGCUCAGUUGAUAAAUGAUGGGUUAUUUGCUGCAUGUACCUCUAUGGGGAGAAUAUGAAGUCUAACAGCACAAUGAAUUGAACAAAAAAAACUCUCUUCUUACAGAAGGCAAAUCUGCCCGGCUAUGACUGCACAUUGGGAUUCUUUCUGCGCAGAUGUAACGUCCAUUUAGUCAAGCUGGCACAUGGCACUGAAAAUGAGCAAGAUUAUUGACUAUCCAUGCCCUGCAAGUCUUCUCUUACUGUGUUUCCUGGUGUCAUUAGCUCAAGGCUGUGAAGAUCUGCACUGUUACGUGGAUUACAUAGACACUUUGACUUGCAAAUAUGAGAAAACACAAAAGGAAGCCUCAUAUAGUCUCAGUGCAAUGUGGACAAAUGAAGACCUAGAAAACACCUUCUGCGAUCUUGUUCAGACUGACGAAUUCAUGUAUAUUUGCAAUGAGGAUAUGGAAUAUUUUGGUGCUGAUGACAUUUAUACGAUUUUCAUAAAUGGAACCAUUAAUGGCCAAAUGAAUACCAGUCAAACGUGUGGACCUUUCUACUUAAGUAAAACAUUUGUACCAAGGGCUCCCUAUAAUCUCACUGUGCUGUUUUCUGAAAAUUACAAUUUUUCCUGGGAAACUACUUACAAGUGGGAAGUGCACUUACAGGCCAAUGAGCUGGCCUAUGAACUUAGCUACAAGAGGACAGAUGAAUCUUGGAAGAAGCAGAAGUGCAUCCACAUCCUCGAGGAUGAGAAAAACGUUGUUCUCCUGCAGUCCUCGUUCCAGAAUCCUGGAGGUUACAUUGCUCGUGUUCGUGCUAAGCCCAAAAACUCUUCCAUCUAUCAGGGUGACUGGAGUGAGUGGAGCAAUAGUGUUCAAUGGACUACCAAUGAAAAUAUCAGUGGAAAUAUCUGGAUAUUUACGAAGUCAACAGCCUCUGUACUGUGCUUGGUCUGUGGAAUUGUAAUAAUCAUCAUAUUGUCCUGUAAGCCUAUUGAACUGCCACAGAGGUUAUGGAAGAAUGUGUGGGUUUUAGUACCAGACCCUGGACUAUUUUUCAAGCCACUUUACAUGAGGCAUGGAGGGGAUUUUAAGAGCUGGCUGGGUUAUCCUUAUGUAACAAUAUCGCUACCAAUUGACGUGAGUGUGGCGCCUUCAGAAGUUCUGGAAAUUUACAGCAGAAAUGUGUUAAAGCAUGCAACAAAACCAGGUUUGGACAAUAGUGAUGUGAAUGAGAAGCUCUUAUCUUCUAAUGCAAGUUGUGGUACUCGUAGCCAGGGCUGCAGGCUAUGCAACUGUUCCGCAGGAACAAAUGACACCUCUUUCCAAAGUAUAUCCAUCGAAACUGUGACUGUUUCUGAUGGAGCGACUCCAUGUUGUUCUAAGUGCAACGACGUUAAUGGUCUAUUUGAUAACGGCAGAAUUGCAGAUGGAGAGACCAGUGGUGAUGAUGGCUACCCAACACUUAACAUUGAUAGCGGCGGCAGCAACCUACUGGAUCAUUUUCCAGAAAACGGACCACAAUCUGAGGCGUCAAGUAACCACACAUUGGAACAUAGCUUUGAUAUUCCAGAAAACACUGCAAGACCCAAUCUUUUUGAUGUGAUCUCAAUUCCACCCGAAGAGUGGAAAAUGCAAGCAUCUCCUUCUCAGGAUGAUGAGAGUGUGUUUUAUAGUGAUGAACAUUAUGAUUCGUUGUCACCCAGUUCAGGAAGCAGCGAGGACUUUGGGUAUCCUAGGAUGUGCCUGGAUAUGGAUACCAUCGACAGUGGUUUUGUUGACUCUGAAUGUGGGAGCCCUGUGGAAAGUGAUUUUGGAAAAAGUAAAAAUUCUCCUAAGAUGCAGAACUUGGAGCCAUACAGCGGACAUGAGGAAGAAUGGCAGACAAACUAUGUUAAGCAGUGGGUGCCAUGAUGCACCAGACAUUAGUCUACAUCAUUGAUUCCCAACCAGUGGCUCAUGAGCAACAUGUUGUUCAACAAACCCUUGGCCUCAAAGGUGCUUAUUUUUGAAUUUCUGGCUUGGAGGCAAGUUUUGGUUACAAAAAAAAACAGAUCUACUGCUAAACAGAGUCUCAUGUAGGCUGCCAGUCCACAUUCAGGCUACCAAAUACCCCAACACUGCCUUUAUCUGGCAUCCAGUGACUCCAGUGACUUUUUUCAUGCUUGUGUUGCUCCCAAAUUCUUUUUACAUUUGAAUACGGCUCAAGGGUACAAAAAAGGUUUGUGAUCCCUGGUCUACAUCAAAAGGGGCUAUAUUCAUUAAGCAUGCUGUACUAAUGCUGUAUUAAUAACUAGCCCUCUACCCCCCCCAUUAGUUUAGGAAUCCUUACAACCUAUUCAACCACCAACGUAACCACAAUUGGAAUCAUGACGCAGUGGAUUCCCAUUAGCUCCCAGGACUUUUAUUCUUUUAGUAACCUGCUAAAAAUAGAUCAUUUUAACCUUAAUGGGAGAUCAACCCGUUGUUCACAAACAAAGACUUCCAUACCAGUUCUAUCCAACUGGCUAGUAAACAGUCCUUAUGGCCUUACGGGGCUUCAUUUGUCAUGGCUGGCUUGAUAUCUUAAUACAAUAUAUACUGGCACCAAAUGAAUAGGAUGAAAACUGGCCACAAUCCAUCAUGUCAAACACCUGAAAAUAUUAUUUAUAGCUAAUCACUGUGCUUCAGAUUUUGUGAUUUUUAAUUUUUUUGUAUCAUUAUAGUUUUAGAGAGCUAUCUGCUUCAUCAGUGUUGUAUAUAAUAAGUAUCAAGAAAUCAGUCCAUGACCAUAAAAAGAGCAUUGUUCUGUC